Messenger RNA from Chrysemys picta bellii (western painted turtle), 2960 nucleotides. RefSeq names its product centromere protein O (gene CENPO). The record is from RefSeq and is a predicted model, not a curated record. Gene Ontology annotation, cellular component: Mis6-Sim4 complex; kinetochore. NCBI's taxonomy places the organism in Eukaryota, Metazoa, Chordata, Testudines, Emydidae.
UGGGCUGGGCGUCUCCGCCUCAUUCUCGGACAAGCGUGCCGCGAGGUAUGCUGGGAAAGACAAUACAGGGCAUUUCGUGACGUAUUUCCGCUGGAGUCGGUGCGCGGGAGGUUUGAGCGCGGGACCCGUAGCUGGUUUCCAUGGUGCUCGCGGCACAAAUAAGCUUGCGGUGGCAAAACCCCUAGUGCCUUUGUGGCGUAAUUCCAUGGGGCAAGUACCUACCACGAAGAUCCUUCAUUCCACACCAAGCACUCGUGCCAUGGUCUAAGAACUAUACGUGACAAUGGAAGAGGCGACCGCUUACCUGAGAGAUGGGGUCCUAUCCCAUCUGGAAAAGCUAGAAGCUCAUGCACGGAAACUAGCACUGAAGCAAGAAGAAACUCAACGGCAGCAGGAGAAUUUGGUCAGGCUGAGAGCAAGAAUCCAGGAGCUGAGACUCCAAAGAGAUGAGCUCCAGACCAAAGUGAACCUGCAGCAAGUUGGGCUCAUCAGGCAGGAAGGAGCCACCGGCAGUAAUGUGGAGCCCGUCCAAGCAGCGGAGACCGGAGGGCAAGCUCUUCUAAAAUGGAAAGUGGAAAAUGUCAAGGCCAUGCUGCAAGCCUUUCGUCUGACAGGGAUUAGUGGGAAAUUGACCAAACAAGGAGUCUGUUUCUGCAUCAGCACUGCUUAUGAAGGCACCUACCUGGACUCCUACUACCUGGACCUCCUCAUACAGCAACCAGUCCAGAUUCGUCACCACUCUGUCCCCAUCUUCAUCCCCUUGGAGCAAAUAGCCAAGAAGUACUUGCAGACCGACAUCAAAUGCUUCCUGGCUAUGUUGUCUGAUCACCUGAAUGCUUAUGCUGGAAGGAAAUACCAGGCAGAUCAGUUACAGGACCAUUAUUCAGCCUUUCUCGAAGGAACCUUGCAGAGAAACUCGUUGCAUAAUGUAUUGUUCUUUAAUUAUGAUGUGGAAACAGAAAGCAAGACCUUUCCAUUCAGAGCGAAGCUGGUUUAUGGGGAUCUCACCCGUAGUCUUCCAACCGAGGCCACUAUUACAUGUAAAGCAGGGGAUGUUUCUGACUCUCUGGUGGAGAAGACAGCAGCUCAUUCAAACUUGUUUCGCCACAUGGCUCUGCACAAAGCCUUCAACUCCUUCAGAAGAGCAGCAGAAAGUCUGGACCAAACAGCGUAAGCAGGCGACGCCCUGUCCCCAGAUCAAAUGCACUUACUGUGCCUUCUGAUCGCUGCAAAGCUCCCUGGGACGUUGCUACUGUGUAAAUGCUUUUUAGACUGGACUGCAGCAGAGUUCAGGAAAAUGCCUGAGGAAUAGCUAAACCAGUUCAUAGUACUGAGAACACUGUCUUCUUGAGCGGCCUUUGGAUGCCUGGUCUCCGCAUAUCCUUCUAGAGCUCCUCUCCUCUGGCAUGUUGCGAAAGGGUUGCUGACAGACUAACAUAGUUGCUACCAUGGCUCCAUAAUACUUCACCAGACUGGACAGCAGAUGGACACCGGAAAUCCCUCUCCACUGGAAUGGGAAACCGAAAAGACUUUCAGAGUUGUCAGGUAAACUUUACAAAAGUCUAACAAACCUCAGCCCUGGUGAAAGCUGUCAGGGAAGCGGCCCCGGGGCCUGCGAUCUUCCCUGUAUCCUCCAGCUGGUAUCAGACGGUGCAGAGUAGGUGUAAGCUUCCUCUAGGUUGCUUUGCAAAUGGCACGUUUAGUUCUAGGCCUCAUGCUGAGAUUAUCAACGAAGUCUCCAAUUCGGCAACUGGAUUCGUGCAGGACAGCCUCCCUGACUUCCGUAGGGCUCCGUACAGGUGCAGUGUUCCUGCUGCAUAGGUCAGGCUUAUGUUAGCAGUUAGUGCCAACUGUGGUAGUGGAUUCUGCGACGAGCACUUACCCUCUGUGAGGUGGACUAUGGCCCUGCCUGCACUGUGCAUUGGUCCGCACUACAGUAAACUUUAGUGUGCACUAGAAUUUACAUCCCUCUGGUGUGGACUAAACCACUGUGUAGAGAAGCUUGAAGAUCCUCCAAGGGGGAUACUGAACCACCAUCCUGUAAUAACAUUUGGUUACUUCCAACAUCAACUAAAUUUAAAUCAAGCGUGCACACGUUGGUGUUAAUAUAACUGUAAUUAAAUCACCAAUGCAUUAAUAAUAAUAAUAAAAAAACCUUCAGAAAAAAAUUAAAACUGACAAUAUCUGUGAAAACCUGACUUUUCCCUGCAUUCCCCUAUUGAGCUCCUUUCUGUGUCCUGGUUUAGAUGAGACGUUUGGCUUCCUUUUUCAAAUUCAUUAUUAAUGGCACUUUCACUUUUUCACCUGUUACUAAAUAUGCCUCAUGAUUAAAAGUGCAAUAAUCUUAAAAAUCUAAUUUACUUUUCACUAUGGCGGUUGGCAAUUAUUUCUCUCAAGUCUGAUGAGGGAUAUUUGACUAGGGAAUUUUUCUUCCCACUUCUCAUGUACCAUAGAAUCAUACACUUUAAGGUCAGAAGGGACCACUAUGAUCGUCUAGUCUGACCUCCUGCACAACGCAGGCCACAGAAUCUCACCCACCCUCUCCUGUAACAACCCCCUGACCUAUGUCUGAGCUGUUGAAGUCCUCAACUUGUGGUUUAAAGACUUGAAGGUGCAGACAAUCCUCCAGCAAGUGACCUGUGCCCCACGCUGCAGAGGAAGGCGAAAAACCCCAGCCCAGUGCUGCAGUGUUUGAGUUGCAAAUGCUGCAGGGAAAUGCUUUAGUUAUUUUGGUUUGUUCUAGUUGCUUAUAACUCCUGAAAAUAGUUUAGGAGGCCAAAGGUAACCUGACCAUCGCUUUAAAUUGCAACCUGAAGUUCUGUGGCACAUGGGCUGAGAUUUAUUUUAUUACAACUGCAUCAUUUCUGAGUGGAAGACUGUGCCCCUGAUGUUCAGAGUUAAUUUGGGGAGGGGGGGGGAUGCUCAUGAAGAUUUAUGAAAGAACUGAGCAGAUUGUUGCA